Epinephelus fuscoguttatus (brown-marbled grouper) is the source of this 1129-nucleotide messenger RNA. RefSeq names its product suppressor of cytokine signaling 1a (gene socs1a). The coding region runs from base 282 to 989 and encodes 235 amino acids. The transcript has 2 exons. The record is from RefSeq and is a predicted model, not a curated record. Gene Ontology annotation, molecular function: 1-phosphatidylinositol-3-kinase regulator activity. NCBI's taxonomy places the organism in Eukaryota, Metazoa, Chordata, Actinopteri, Perciformes, Serranidae. Gene Ontology annotation, biological process: phosphatidylinositol phosphate biosynthetic process; intracellular signal transduction. Gene Ontology annotation, cellular component: phosphatidylinositol 3-kinase complex.
CCACGCCAGCACAAACACGCACAAGAGCACGACCUGACGGCUGGAAAUCACAUCCAGCGGCUCGAGCAGAAGUUUCUCCCGAGCUGUCACAUGCAACGUAGCCCUCCACCCUGCGCUGCGUCACGGAUUACCUGCAGGAUAUUUACCGCUCCCAGCGCAGCGCUUGCAUUUUGGGAUUACACACAAAGGGAUCUUUAAACAGCUGCUGUUGUUAGAACAAAACGGAUGUCAGUGUGGUGGUUAGAGAUGGGAGAGGGUCUGGGGCCUCUCUCCCCUGUAGGAUGGUAGCCGACAGCGCUGUGGAAGGCCAUGCCAAGACCCAGCUGUCAAGCUCGUCGUCGUCCUCAUCCUCAUCCUCAUCCUCAUCCUCAUCUUCCUUGUCCUCAUCAUCAUCACUGGCUAGGCACGAGGUCGCUCUCAGCCCUCGCCGCACAGAGUCGGAGCAGCUUCAGCGCCGCGCCGCUCCAGCUCCAAACCCGAGGUCGGUGUCCGUCCCCCCUUCGUACCUCACCCACUUCCCCACCUUCUCCUGCAAGGAGGACUGCAAGAUCAUCACAGACACAGCGGCCAAGCUCGAGCGCAGCGGCUUCUAUUGGGGGCCCCUGGGAGUGGAGGACGCCCAUCGCAUGCUGCGGGACGCCCCGCUGGGCAGCUUCCUCAUCCGGGACAGCCGUCAGAAAGACGUCUUCUUCACGUUGUCCUACCACGGCAAGAGCGGGCCGGUCAGCGUGCGCAUCGACUACAAGCGGCAAAAGUUCUCACUGGCGGGCAACGAGCGCUCCUUCCCGACACUCUUCACCCUCUUGGAGCAUUACACCAGUUCUCCCAAGAAGAGCCUGAGCAUCCCAUACAGGAAAUGGGAGCCAACGCUGCAGGAGCUGUGCAGGAAGCGCAUCAUGGGGUUGUGUGGUGGAGAAAGCCAGGUGCCAGAGCUGCCAGUCACCCAUGUUGUGCGAGACUUCCUGUUGGAAUUCCCUUACAAACUAUGACUAGCUUGCCAUUUAAAGUUUUGAUAGUAUUAUUUUUAGUUUCAAGAAGGCAGUUUUUACCAAGUGACAGUAAACAGGAGUGUUUGGUGAAGCCUGCCCAUCAUGUGUUGGAGGUUAAGACUGUAUCGCCAUGGCUCCAC